AUGUCCGAUCUUCAACCGGAAUCUUUGGAAACAUUCGAACGUCUUUUAUCUGAACAAACAUCAUAUAUCAAUGAAGUUGAUCAACAAAUUUCGAAAUGGACACAAUUUCAAAAUGAUUAUCGUCAUUUACAUACACGUCUUUCAACUUUACCUGAUCGUUUAACAUAUGAAUGUAUGGUACCAUUUGGUAAAUUAGCAUUUAUACCUGGUCGUAUAGUGCAUUCCAAUGAAAUUCUUGUCUUAUUGGGUGAUAAUUAUUUUGUUGAACGUACAUGUAAACAAUCGAUUGAAAUAGUUAAUCGUCGUUUAAAAAAUAUUAAUGAAAAUAUUGAAAAACAUCAGAAAGAAAAAGAAGUAUUUAAUCAACAAAAACAAUAUACAACUAAUUUUCUUGAUGAUAAAACAAAAUUUAUUGAAAUUAAAGAAACUGAUGAUGAUGAUAAGAAUAAUAAACAAGAAAAAAAAACUUUAAAUCGACGUGCAAAAUUAACUGAAGAUGAAAUACGUGAAGAGAGACGUCGUUUACAAGAACGUGCUAUGAAAAUGAAUGAAACACAAAAAAAACAUGUACAUUUCGAAGAUGAUCAUAUGGAAGUUGAUAGUGAUGAUGAUGAUGAUGAGGAGGAGGAAAUUCCUAACCAACAAUUUAAAAAAAUAUGUAUUAAUCAUACAAAAUCAAAUAAUGAACCUAUAGGAGAUUCAUCUCCAGCGCUUUAUGCUCACCCUGGAGCUAUUGGUAAAACUGAACCAGCAGUAUUUACUGAACCAGUAGCGUUCACUGAAAAAUCUGAACCAGUAGCGUUUACUGGAAAAACUAUAGAACGACAAGAUACAACUACUACUACUGAACCACCACCCAAACGAUUAUCUAAAUUUCGAGCUUCACGUCAAUAA
Molecule: messenger RNA, 894 nt
Organism: Adineta steineri
Lineage: Eukaryota; Metazoa; Rotifera; Eurotatoria; Adinetida; Adinetidae
Source: the annotation of a GenBank genome assembly